Pocillopora damicornis (cauliflower coral) is the source of this 995-nucleotide messenger RNA. RefSeq lists its product as uncharacterized. The record is from RefSeq and is a predicted model, not a curated record. Lineage: Eukaryota; Metazoa; Cnidaria; Anthozoa; Scleractinia; Pocilloporidae.
GGUCUGACUGCAGUUUAUUUUGCUUCUGUGCCAGAAGGUUAAAAAUCCGAAAUCUUCAUUUUACCCCUCAUUUGUGUCUCGCAGUCCUUCCCCAGCACUUUCAGAGCCGAACCUUCAUUCUGUGGGAUCCUACUAAGUAUGAAGACUUUUGUGAGUGUUUGUGUCCUUUUGUGCUUAGUUCCAGAAUUUCAUGCAGCCCCAAAGCUGACCUGUAUACGAUCUCUAAAGUGCCCCGUUAUGCAUCAGGGAUGUUACGUGGUCGACGGUCUCUGCCGCUGUGAUCAGGCGUUGUGUUGUAACAAUCCCUUUAAUUACUCAACACUGGAAAGCUGUUUGGCAGAUAAUGCGCUUCAGUUAGAGGAUCCAUGUAAAGAUGAUCCAUGUAAGAACAAUGGGUAUUGUGUCCAACUGAUGGGUCAGUCUUCCUACCGCUGUGAUUGCUACGGUACAGGAUAUUUUGGACCUCACUGCCAUAAAAAGUGCCCAAAAGAUGCAAGAAAGGAAAUAUACAGUUUAAAAGGACAAACGGAAGAGCACGCUCGUAGUAGGAAGCGUUACCUUAUGGCAUGCCUUUAACUUACAUAUUCUUAUGACAGAGUAACCAUGGCUGAUAGUAAAAUGAAAGUUGUCAAAAGAAUUUUGCUAGUAGAUGUCAAUAUGGACAGUAAACGCCAUACAUAAGAAAAGAUAACCAAGUUAUAAACUGGAUCUAUUCAUCGUCAUUUUUUUACCUAUGCUCUACAAUGUCCAGAGUUGACAAUCGAGAUGCAUCGAUCGUGGCAUCUGAGAUAGCGCAUAAAGAAAAUUACUUUUUAUAUUAUGUAGUUUAAAGUACAUUAAGGACUUUUUCUAUAUAAAUUAGAGAACAAUUCUGUUGUGAUCUGAUCAAACUUGAGCUUUAAAAUAUGGAAGAGAAGUUUGGUUUUGAAAAAAAAAAGGACUUACUUGAGCAAUAGAAUAGUUAGGGAAAUGAUGAUAGCAAAGUUGAAAAAUGA